Messenger RNA from Cajanus cajan (pigeon pea), 3567 nucleotides. Its product is annotated as ubiquitin carboxyl-terminal hydrolase 16. Gene Ontology annotation, biological process: protein deubiquitination. Lineage: Eukaryota; Viridiplantae; Streptophyta; Magnoliopsida; Fabales; Fabaceae. Gene Ontology annotation, cellular component: nucleus; cytosol. Gene Ontology annotation, molecular function: cysteine-type deubiquitinase activity. The record is from RefSeq and is a predicted model, not a curated record.
AUGCGUGUUACCGGGGAUCUAGGGUUUUCGAGCCUGGUCCUUGUGUUGCUGCUCCUCAUCGGCUUCGUAAUUCGCCGUAAAUGGCAGGUUUCGGAGGCUAGGAAGGACGAGAUUAAGAGGCUUUUGAUUUUGGCGGCGGAGGAAACUGCCAGGGCCGAGAAAGAAGCGUUCUAUGAGUACGACACGGCGCUUUCUGCCGCUCGGACCAAUCAAUGCGCUGUCUGUUAUUUUCCCGCCACCGCGCGCUGCUCUCAGUGCAAAUCGGUUCGCUACUGUUCUUUUGAGUGCCAAACUGUUCAUUGGCGUCAAGGUCACAAGUUAGAAUGCCGUCCUCCCAGCACAAAUCACCGGAGUGAUGAUGUAACAAGUGAUGUUGGCAGCAAGGUAGUAGAGCAAGGCUACUCUGGAAUCCAUGGUGAGAAGCCCAAAAGUGAAAGCACAGAAUGUAAAACAGCUUCUGAAAAGCCCAGAAUUUCUGAUAUCAGCUUCUCUCCAAAAGUUUCAUCUGGAAAGGAUGACAAUAUCAGAGUCGAGUCCCUUGCUGAGGGAAAUAUAACAGAUUCUAAUUCUGAAUUGUCCAGUAAUUCAUUUUCUGGAUUCUCAGCUUCCACAGGUUCUAGCGAUUCAUCUGAUGAUUCCUCUGUCUGUGAGAGCAUCAUCUCAAAUGAGCAUGACAGACCAGAGGGACAUAUGUUUGUUGAUCCCACCCUUGACAUUGCAGAUAACAUUUCAAAUGAUGAUAGCAUGGGUGUAACCAUGUCUUCUUCACCAAAGUUUGCUAGUUUGGUUGAGUCAGUAGAUGGUUUUUCUACAAAGAAUAAAUUAAACCACAUUAGACCUGGUUUUAGUGAAGAAGAGAGUAAGCUUGCAUCAAAUGUUAAAGCAUCUUCAAGUAUGGGGAAAACAAUUCAGCCUUCUACAGCAUUUUCUGGAUUCUGGGAUAAAGCUCUUGAUCCAAGAGGGAUUAAAGAUAAUAAUAUUAAGAAUGACACCCAUUCAUCCAGUUCUGAUGAAUCCAUGGGCAAAAAGACUGUUUCUGAAUCUUCAUUUCACUUUUCAUUCAGUACCAUUCCCCCUUUUCAUGUACGAGAUACCAAGACAAAGGAUUGUGUAUCUGAUGAUGCUGUUUCAAACUGUAAUGGGAACAAUAUGCCAUUUUCAGGAUCAGCAUCGUCUAAGAAUGACAACAUGAGUUCUUCAAAGGGGGGAGAUUUCUCAUUCAUCAACAGCCGAACUUCCAAUGUUAUGACCUAUGGUACUCCAAGUGGUUCUGAAUCUGAGCAACUGGAGUCUAAAGACAGUUCUGGGCCACCUUUAUCUUUCUCCACUCAAUCCUCCAGUGUUGACAAAGAAUCAGUUAGUGCAGAUGCUUUGAACAUACAUAACUUGCAAUCAACUGGCUCUAUGGUAUCAAAUCAUGUGGUGGACAACUGUGGCAGCACCUUGAAAUCCUCUGAAAUUAGAUGCCUGACGGAUGAGCUUGCUGAUUCUAAUUUAGCUUCAAGAACUGAAGCGCAUUUACAUUCCAGUACAACAUGUGGGAACAAUGACAUUAAAUCUGAAACUCGAGCUGUCACUUCCUCUCGGGUCGCUAGCUAUUCUGUAAAUUCUAAGAGUGGCUUGAGAACAUCUGUUCUGAAAGUUGUUGAUCAGUUUAGAGGAUCAAAUUUGUCAAAGCACUUUCCAUUAGCCGUUGGGAGUGAUAUUGCUGGAAGACACGAUGACAAGGGUUUUUUUUCUUAUGAAUUAUUUGUCAAGCUUUAUAACUUGAACAAGGUGGAGUUGAGCCCGUUUGGUCUUAUAAAUUGUGGAAACAGUUGUUAUGCCAAUGCUGUACUUCAGUGCUUAGCAUUUACACCACCUCUGACUGCUUAUUUGCUUCAAGGAUUACAUUCUAAAUCAUGUGCAAAUACAAAAUGGUGUUUCACUUGUGAAUUUGAAAGAUUGAUUUUGAAGUCAAUGGGCACAAAAUCUCCUGUGUCUCCUAUGGGCAUAAUCUCUCAUUUACAGAAUAUUGGGAGUCAGCUUGGUAAUGGCAGAGAAGAAGAUGCACAUGAAUUUCUUAGGCAUGUUAUUGACACAAUGCAAUCUGUUUGCCUUAUGGAAGCUGGGGUUAAUGCAUCAGGCUCAGUAGAACAGGACACUACUUUAAUAGGUCUAACAUUUGGAGGUUACCUUCGAUCAAAGAUAAAAUGCAUGAAAUGUGGAGGGAAGUCUGAGCGUCAGGAAAGGAUGAUGGAUCUGACUGUUGAGAUAGAAGGGGAGAUUACAACCCUGGUGGAGGCCCUUCAGCGGUUUACAAGCACUGAGACUUUGGAUGGGGAAAACAAGUACCACUGUGUCAGAUGUAAAUCUUACGAGAGGGCCAAGAAGAAGCUGACAGUAUCAGAGGCACCUAAUGUUCUUACAGUUGCAUUGAAGAGAUUUCAGUCAGGAAAAUUUGGGAAGCUCAACAAGCCUGUUCAAUUUCCUGAAAUACUCAACUUGGCACCUUUCAUGAGUGGUACUAGUGAUAAAUCACCCAUAUACAGAUUGUAUGGGGUAGUUGUUCACUUAGAUGUCAUGAAUGCAGCCUUUUCGGGUCACUAUGUGUGCUAUUUGAAGAAUAUCCAAAACAAGUGGUUCAAGGUUGAUGACAGUGUGGUGACGCCCAUUGAAUUGGAGAGAGUCUUGACAAAAGGAGCAUAUAUGCUUUUUUACGCAAGGUGCUCGCCAAGGGCCCCAAGAUUAGUUAGGAACAGAAUACUAUCCCCGGAUUCAAAAAGUAAAGUCAGUGGAAAGACUCAUACAACGAAAGCAAGACAUGUAUCUCCAAAUUCUGGUGCUGCCGAACACGUGAAUAGUUCCAUUUCUCCAGAUGGGUCACCUGGCUUAGAGUCUUUCUAUUCAAAGUUUCACCACCUGAAAAGGAUUUUAGAAGAAGACUCGUCAAGUGAUAAUUCAUCCCUUAUCAGCAGCAAUUCUGAUGAAGGUUCUUGCAGUACCGAUAGUACCCGUGAUUCAACCAGCACAGAUGACUUGUCCGAUUAUAUUUUUGGUGAUUCAGGGAAUGGGUGGAGUAGUUUGUGGAGGAAUUCUGAUUCUGAUGCAUCCUCGUCCUCCUCAUCUUCUCCCUUAACCUCUCGACAUUCGCCCCUAUCUGAUAUGGACCGGUAUGAUUCAGUCUCUCCUGAUGCUGAAAGGAGAGGGAUAGAUGUUUCUGGUUUGCAUUCUAACACAAGUUUACAGCAUAGAAAGUUAGAUAGUGGUAGGAUUAGUAGAAAUAGAAAUAGUAGGGAGACUGACUCUUUUCUGAAACUAGGAUCUAACCAUUUUAAUGAUAUAGACUCUGGAGGUGUAUCAUGUAGAAAGUCGAGAAAAAGAACGGAUUAAAAUUUUUAUUAAUAGGGAGCUCCGGAGCAGUAAAUAAUGAGAGAUGCUGUGCGUAAUGUAUUCUUCAAGUCUGUCUUCUUUUUACAAAGGAAAAUUAGUCAUAUCAGUUUGUCAGUGUAGAUAUAAAUUGCUGUAACUCCGUUAUAAAACUUCAAUGAAUCAAUUCUAUUAUUUUAAAUGAGAAUUUGAAAUAAA